AACGAACAAGUUCGCUAUGCUCCCCAUCCUAGACUGCACACUUUUCGGAGUUUUAGUGCUAGGCAACUUUAUCCUGGGGAUGUACUUCUCCUUGCGCAAGAGAACUUUGCCUGUUCAGAGCACGUCCGUGAAGUUGGAGAUGUUUCUUGGAAGCCGGGCAUUGAAGAUACUUCCCCUAGCAGCGUCAUCCGCGGCAUCGCUGUUUUCUUCGACGGGUCUUGUUGGCUUCAGCGCUCACUACUACGCUUACGGGUGGCACCUUAUUUGGGCUUUCGUGGGGCCUUUCCUGUGCCUGCCGAUAGCCACCCACGUUUUCAUACCCGUGCUGUACCGGCUGCGCAUCACGUCGAUAUUCGAGUACAUCCGUCUACGCUUUAAUGCUGCCAUCUCCUUGACAACAUGUGCCAUCUAUAUUUUACUUACGCAAACCAUUGGUGCCAUCUCCAUCUCUGCAGCAUCGCUGACUCUCUUCACUGAACUGGCGUCCAACGCUGCGCUUGAGGAAACCGAUCGUAUGGUGUCUUUGGACGUGGUUUCCCUUUUCACCAGCGUGCCCGUGCCCCUCGGACUGACUGUGACGCACCGGGCCCUCGAAGACGACCCCACCCUGAACGACUGA
Messenger RNA from Rhipicephalus sanguineus (brown dog tick), 619 nucleotides. Its product is annotated as sodium-dependent multivitamin transporter-like. The transcript is spliced from 4 exons. Lineage: Eukaryota; Metazoa; Arthropoda; Arachnida; Ixodida; Ixodidae. Bases 17 to 619 code for a protein of 200 amino acids. Gene Ontology annotation, cellular component: membrane. The record is from RefSeq and is a predicted model, not a curated record. Gene Ontology annotation, molecular function: symporter activity. Gene Ontology annotation, biological process: transmembrane transport; sodium ion transport.